This is a messenger RNA of Glossina fuscipes, 5630 nucleotides long. RefSeq lists its product as uncharacterized. Gene Ontology annotation, biological process: regulation of transcription by RNA polymerase II. The record is from RefSeq and is a predicted model, not a curated record. Gene Ontology annotation, molecular function: chromatin insulator sequence binding. Lineage: Eukaryota; Metazoa; Arthropoda; Insecta; Diptera; Glossinidae. Gene Ontology annotation, cellular component: chromosome.
AGAUAUACAAUGGAGAAAGAAAUUGAUAAGAAAUUGGAAAGUUUACGUAAAUAUAUACCAUUUGUUGACUACGUUAUCCACGUGGAUAGGGAGAAGUAUAAAAAAUUCUUAGAUAUUAAGAGUUGGAUCAUCAAUAAGAAAAGAAUCCCAAUAAGUGAUCUUAUGAAGAUUGAGCAAUCGUUCAUAGCUCAGUAUAAAAAUCUAUUUCUAAAAGACUUGAAAGUGCCGGAGGAUAUUAGAAAAAUAUUUGCAGGAAGAGUUGACCAUCAAUACAUGAAUCUUUGUUCGGAUGACGAGAAUGAAGAAACCAGUUCGCCUCAACAAAUAACAAAAAGUAGAAGCGAUGAUGAGUUGGAAAACGUUGAUAUAUUAUUUUCAACUUCGUCUAAGCCUCAGGAAAAUACAGUGGAAAUAGAGCAAGAUACAGAGACAACAGGAAUCGAUUUAAAGGAAGCAUUAACAGAUACAAACAACAGUAGAAGAGAGAAGCUGUUUACAAGACGUUUGGAUAUUUCAAGCGAAAAAGUAGAAAAAUAUGCCGUAAAGCAUAAAGUUAUGAGGAACAAAAAAAAAUCGCUCUCCGUUACGGAAACUAUAUCAUUGGAUUCAUCUACUAGUGAUGAUGAUUCUGUUCCAGUUAUAAGUAGUGGAAAGAGAAGAGAACCAAAACCUGCCAAGUGUGAAAACAUUAGCACGACCAAAGAUAAGUUGCUAAGUAAACAAGGUUCUGCGGUACCAAAUAAUACUCAAAAAGAACAUCAAGAAGACAUCCUUAUAUCAGCAAAUAUAAAAUAUGGCAAUAAUAAAACUUCUGAAAAUAUUUCAGAUGCGAUAAAUAGACUUGCUGACAAAAAUGAAGUCAAUAAUAAUCAAAGCACAAGUAACAACAGUCUCUCACAAUUGCCUAGUGAUCUUGAAAGUUUGAGCAUGGAGGAAUUAACACUUUUAUUUAAGUCCUUAAAUCAAGGCCAUCAAUUAGAAAAAUUUCUGUCGCAUCUGUUGGAAAACUGUCAAAAUCAGGAGACAUUCGAAGACAUUAAUGGCGAAAAAGUACAUCGUACAAAUGUUAGCAAUAAUGAAAGGCUCUUGGCGAACGUGCCAAUGCCUGUGGCAGCCGCAGGAAAUACAGGCUUUUCAAACGCUCAUUUGCAAGAACAUCGAUUUUUCAAUAGGGCGUCAAUAACACUACCACCGCCACCAACGCAACUAAAUCCCACUGCAUUUCAUCAAUUUCCGAUACAAUGUGUAGCAGGCGACACAUACCCAGGCAACGUUCCACAUGGCAAUCAGCCCACUACAACCACUAACGUUCACCACCGUCCCACUUACCCUCCCAAUCUUAGUCAACGUGCUGACAUUGACAUUCCGAGUCCUAGUUAUCCAAUGCGCCGGAAAUUAAACAUGAAUGAUCCACGUAUAUUAAAACAUUUACAAAGAAUUCAGAAUUCCCCGUUCGCUUCUAAUACUCUGCGCGAUAAGGCUACAAACUUACAAAGAAGUAUACCUCUGUUUCAGUUUCCAACUGAUCAAACCGAAAACGCUGCAUCUAAUUGGCGUGUAAAUUAUGCGUCUUCAACACAUCAAUUAGUAGCACAUGACAAAGAGCGACAGAGAACUUUAGUUAGCAAUUUCAUGUUAAAGCGUUCGAAUCCAAACGUUUCGAAAACGUACCUAGAGCACAAACGCAGAAAAGCUGAAGAAGAAAGAAAAAACAGAAAUCGACUAAAUGAAGAAAAGCAACAAAGUGGAGCAGAAAAACAAGAAAAAGAGGCAGUUCCAGCUGCUCAGCAAAUUGAAAACAGCGAAUUAAGGAACCAAAAAGACCAAAUCUUGUCAAUACUUCACACACACCUUAUAGGCCGUGAAGGCGAAGUGCAGACGUUAUGGAGUGAGUAUAAAAGAAAUUCUGAAUCAACAAAGAAUGUGGCUGAUCAAGCAAUAUGCGAGUCUCAAACAUCGUUAGGCAAUUCAAGUGAAACAAGUAGUUCACUUACCAAUAAAAUUUCCCAUUUCCCAGAGUUGGCAAAAGUAAACAAUGAAACAACUCAAUCUCCUGAGUCAUUAACUACCAUACCGGCGAAUGAAGAAAAGCAAUUCCCGAGCCUGAUAACUGCUACCAAAACGAACAAUGAAACCAAGCAGUCUUCCAAUUGCGCAACUAUCGUUAAGAUUAAAAAUAAAACCAAGCAGCGUUCCCAUUCCAAAAGUAUUGCAGAGGCAAACAAUGAUAAAAUUAAUAAGGUUUAUAAAACAUUACAAUGUACAAUAAAUGGUUACAAUCAGUUUGAGGAUUAUAUACCAAAAUCAUUGAACGGUAAAAGAAGGUCAAGCACGCACGCUCGCGACUUUAUCUCAAAACAAUUGAAUGAUGGUGAGUCGUUGAUGGAUUGCGAAACAAACGCAAAUAGUAAAAAUAACCGGCAGCGUGAAUCCAACGUUAAGAGGACUCGUUCUUUGCGAAUUGAAGAUUCUAGCGACUCAGGCGUAGAUAGCAUCCCUCCAGAAAAAGCAAACUUAAAAUACAAACAUAUUAUCGGGAGGCGCCAACUGGUUGUUAAAUUGCAGCGUCUGGAGAAAGAACAAUGUUUCAAAAACCAACAUCCUUUUCAAGAGCUAUCUAAAUUAAAUCGGAUAGACAUCGCGUCUGAUGAACAGAACACAUUAAAUGUACAAUUGAUCGAGGCACGACGCACACCCGUGAAAAUAGACCAAAAUAAAGAGAUUACCGCAAAGAUUAACAAAUACUACAGACAUAAUAACGACUGUCAAAUGACUGAACUAAACACGCGUUUUUGUGUUCUUUGCACAGCCAAACCAGCUGAUUUAACAAACCAUUAUAUACGGAAGCACAAAACCGAAUCAUACGUGUCCCGUCUGACGUGGACUCAGUUAGAUGACUUAGCCGUACAAACGAAUUUUGCAGAACUUCAAGGGUCUGGAAAUCAACGUUUGGCUCGUUUCAAAGUGACCUGCCCUUUUUGUGAAGAUAUUUUAAUUCAACCGUUUAUGACUCUAUAUGACCAUUAUUCCAAGCACACUGGGGAAUAUGCCUACAUGUGCACCCAUUGUUCAUUCACCAAACCGUUUCGAGCCGACAUUUUGUCCCAUCAACAGAACUCAAAGAACUGUCGUAGAGCAACCGUAAAGACAAUGUAUCGGUACCCACCAAACACAAUGGUGAUUUACUUGUAUUACUGUUCAAUUUGUAAUUAUGUACAACUGAAUAAAGCCAAUGUGCUGAAACAUCUACGAGAACAGCAUAGCCCACGCGAAGCGAUUGAAAGCAAUAUUAAUAACUGCAUUUUAGCAGCCAUACAAAUAGCAACACCUAUGCAGGCUUAUGAAAGUUCUUCAAACUUAACAAACAUGAAAUUAAGAUCAAAUGCACAGAAUAUUCAUGAUGGACCGCGGGAAAACUCAAACAGCUUAGAAGAAAUAGCAGACAAGGCGGACGAAGGCAUUGCUGUAUGCAAUGAGCCAUGUGCUGAGGAGACUGAAAUGGUAGAUGACAUAAGACAAUUGAAGUUUUUUCAAAAUCAAGUGGCACAGGAUCCGGUUUCAAUUACUGAAAUUCACUGCCCUAUAAAUGCGAAUGGAUCAAUUGCGGGAAUGUCAAAUACUUUAGUGGGACAACAGCCAGAGCAUAUUUUAAAGCAUUUGAAAUGCGAAGAGAUGGACGUUUUUGAGAUGGAUAUGACACCACUAACGCAAUUUUCUGAAUCUGUAAGACAUCCGGAAUCUGCACUCAUAUUGAAUGAAUCUCCGCUUACAUACCGUUCCUUUCCCGCAAGUGUUACUUACUUCGGUUUGUACAACUGUAUUGCCGAGGAUUGUUACUUUUCGACUAACUAUGCUGAUGAAAUGGUUUCUCAUCUGGAAGAUCAUGCUAAUAGCGAAUGUCCUCCACUUGAAUAUAUUCAAUGUGCCUAUUGCGUUUUACGUUUGGGCGAAUGUAAUACAGCGCAAGAGUUGAUCAAGCACAUUCAACUCCAACAUGAAUAUAAUAUUUAUCAAUGCUCUCUGUAUUCUUAUCGAAGCUGUGAUGCUUCAAAUGUUUCUAUUCAUCAGCACUUAAUGCAUCCAUAUACACCAAAAGAUUGCUGCAUAUAUAUGUGCGCUAACCAAGCAAUUACAGUUGAGCAAAAAAAAUCGUAUUUGACAACAAUGAAAGACAAAAACGUACAAAAAAUUGCAUGUCCUUAUUGUUCAGCCGAGUUCUUCGCAACAUAUCAUUUACAGAAGCACAUGGAACUUGUGCAUAAAAUGACUAGCUUCAAUUUGGACCUCUUGAAGUCUUAUUCUUGCAUUUAUUGUCCAACAAGUGACCGAGAUCAAGAGAGUAUUAGAAUCCAUUUAGCGGUCCAACAUCCCGGGGAACUCCCUUUCAUAUGCGAUCACAAAAUAGCCGAAAACGCCAAGAUGGAUUGCCUGCAAUCCUUGAAGCUAGUGAACAUGGCUGACGCAGUACCUCCACAUUUACUGAAAGAUGUGAGCGGUUACAAAAGUACUGAUAACGCUUUAAAGCGAAGGGAGGUGUCACAACCGGACAUUAAACCAGAUAUAAUGGUUUUGAAUGAAGAAACUGCUAAAGUACGGUUACGUAAAUUGACGGAAUCCACGGGAGUUCCGCCAGAAAAUUUGUUUCGUUGCCCCGAAUCAACAUGUGGUGGAUUCUUUUCUUUAUAUGAAUUAUGGUUACGUCAUAUGAAAGGACGUCAUUGCUGUCUAAUUUGUUUUUGCCCUCACUGUCCACGACAAGAGAAUUCAGACCGAGAAAUGUUAGGGUUAACGGACUUUGAAAGUCAUUUUGAAGUACAUCGGGGUCAUACCUAUAUUUGUUUUCAUUGCCUUGAUACUUUUAAAUAUGAGAAGGAUUUGAGAAACCAUGCCGAAAUCGUUCAUCAGUUAAGCAAAAUACGUUUGGAACAAAUUCGUUGUAAUAUCAGUUAUGCGUACAAUGUAUUAAUCAACUCCGAACUUUACACAGAACGUUUUACAUUUUUAUCAGAAUUAUUGAAAUUACUUGAAAAGAAAUUAAAGGAAUUGGAAGAGAAACAUUUAAAUGAACUGCGGCAUCGGUGGCUUGUACCAAGUACAACUGAUUGGUUAGAAAAUUUCCCUUCGCACCUGUAUAGCCGUGAACUUACAAAGAAGUGCUUACAGGAGGGAUGUAAAUAUUUUGCAACAAAAGAUGAAACUCUCUUCGAUCACGUACGCAGUCAGCAUGAAAUUAUUGGCCAUUCUUUCUUAUGUAAUCAAUGUCCGUUCCAACUCGCAAAUUGUGACUCUUGGGAACCUAUAUUCGAACAUUUAAAAGAUCACUGCUUGUCUAACCUUCACAUAUGUUGCGUUUGUUCCUUCCACCAUCGUUGUCGUAGCUCGCUUAUGCGACAUAUACGACAAGAACAUGAUGCACGAGAUGCACCUUUUGUACAGAUAACGAAAAAGGGCGCAUCUGUGUUUGUUGAAUUGGCCAUAGUUUUUGCAAAUGGAGAACUUAGUUUUUCUACCAUGCGUGAUUGCUUUUGCUGUGAAGAACGCAGUAUGAAAGCAGAUGUUUUAGCAUUGCAUCUGAAGCACUAUCAUAAGUUGAGGUUAAACUAUUACUGUGAACUCUGUUAUAUACGUUU